UUUCUAGAAAUCCUAAUGAGACAAUACAUCGCGACCUUAAACAGCCAAACCCACCUACCACCACAACACCUUUCCUUCCCCAAGUGCUGCGAGACAGGUAGCCUGUUUACUCCGCGCGUUCACAUCCUCGAUUUUCAUCCUUCAGCAGACUUAACUUUCUUCAUUCAUUUGGCGUGCGUGUUAGUACAAAUUCGGUCUAAGAUUGGACUGCAAAUUAUGUUUUUAUUUGACAGUUGAUUGAAUAAACUCGCGCUUGCAAAACGGUGGUUUUGACGUUCAUCUGACUAACCUUAUAAGAGCGAGUGGCGUUCAGCUUAUUGGAUGCAGGAUACAGGCUACGUGCGCGUCAGCUCCAAAUUCGGCUUUGGAUCACAGAGGAAGGACAGAGGACUCCAGUUCAUUGCGUCGCUGGCUUCCAAUAUGAAGUCUGCAGAAGAAGAUGCAUACAGCUACACCCCGAACGUCAGCCUGUCUCUUCCGCUGGGCAUGGGGAACCCCUGCCUGGUCACCCAAUACCACACUCUGCAGCCCAGUCCGGUUAUCUCCUCGUGCCAGCAGGGGGGCUUCGGCCUCCAGAGCGACAACCAGGUGGUGGGGGGAUACUACCAGCCUCAGGGCUACAGACCCAACGGGGCGCCGGCCCUGGAAAGCCCCCGCAUUGAGAUCACCGCCUACAGCCCCUUCCCCGAGGAGGAGGUGGAGGAAAGCAGCCACAUGGACCUCAUCACCAAGCGCGGGGUCAACUCCGUGGUGACGCUGACCCUCCCCAACGCCGACGGCUACCGCGACCCCAGCUGCCUGAGCCCCGCCAGCAGCAUUUCGUCGCGCAGCUGCAACUCGGACGCCUCGUCCUACGAGUCCGGCUUCUACAACUACGACCACUCCCCGCAGAACUCUCCCUGGCAGUCCCCCUGCGUCUCCCCCAAGGGAUCCCCGGCGCUGCUGUCUUGCCCGCACACCGGCGGGCCUGCAAUCUCCCCCCACCAUUCUCCCUCCUCCUCGCCCCAGAUAGGGGCAGUAGCCGAAGAAAGCUGGGCUGGGCAUCCUCGCGGAUCCAGGCCCAAUUCCCCUUCCUGCGGCGGCGGAGGAAGCGGCAGCGGUGGAAGUGGUGGUGGUAUGGGCAAGAGGAAGUACAGUUUCAAUGGUGCCCCCUUCUGCCAAACAUCCUGCUCGCCCAACCAGUCCCCCAUACCUUCCCCGCAUGGCUCCCCAAGGCUCAACGUCACGGAUGAGAGCUGGCUGGCCAACACCAACCAGUACACCAACUCCGCCAUCGUGGCCGCCAUCAACGCCCUGACAACGGACGGAGUGGUGGACAUGGGGGAGGGCAUCCCUGUCAAAGCCCGCAAGACCAUGCUGGACCACAGCCCCAACGUGAGCAUGAAGCUGGAGCCCCGGGGAGAGGACCUGGGUCUUGACCAUGAGUUCUGCCACGAGGACUACGCCUCCCGCAUGGCCUUCAAGAAGGAGAACUACUGCGGGGGUUUCCUGGAUGUCCCGAAGCAUUCCUACUCCUGGUCCAAGCCCAAGCCUUACCUCAGCCCAUCUCUGCCCUCCCUGGACUGGCAGCUGCCGUCGUGCUCCGGGCCCUACAGCCUGCAGAUUGAGCUGCAGCCCAAGUCACACCACCGGGCCCACUACGAGACAGAGGGCAGCCGUGGGGCCGUCAAGGCUCUGUCUGGAGGACACCCCGUCGUACAGCUCUACGGCUACAUGGAGAACGAGCCGCUCACCCUGCAGCUCUUCAUCGGCACGGCGGACGACCGCCUGCUGCGCCCCCACGCCUUCUACCAGGUCCACCGCAUCACCGGCAAGACCGUGUCCACCGCAAGCCACGAGGUCCUGCAGUCCAACACCAAGGUGCUGGAGAUCCCCCUGCUCCCCGAGAACAACAUGAGAGCCAUAAUCGACUGCGCGGGGAUCCUGAAGCUGCGCAACUCAGACAUCGAGCUGCGCAAGGGAGAAACAGACAUCGGCCGCAAGAACACGCGCGUGAGGAUGGUAUUCCGCGUGCACAUCACCCAGCCCAACGGCCGCACCGUCUCCCUGCAGGCCACCUCCAACGCCAUCGAGUGCUCCCAACGCUCAGCACAGGAGCUGCCCUUGGUGGAGAAGCAGAGUGUCGACAGCUAUCCAGCGACGGGGGGCAAGAAAAUGCUUCUGAGUGGACUCAACUUCCUUCCCGAUUCCAAGGUGGUGUUUGUGGAGAAGGCCCAAGAUGGUCAUCACGUGUGGGAGACGGAAGCCAAAGUGGACAAGGACUCCUUCAAGUCUAACACAAUUGUGGUGGAGAUCCCGCCCUACCGGAACCAGAGGCUGUCCAGCCCGGCGCAGGUCAACUUCUACGUCUGCAACGGCAAGAGGAAGCGAAGCCAGUGCCAGCGCUUCACCUACCUGCCCUCCAACGGACAUUUUGUGCCGAUAAUAAAGACAGAGCCCAACGAUGAGUACGACUCUCUGGGCGCCCCCCGGCCGCCCAAGCCCUACUUCAGCCGGCCACGGCUCUCCCCCAUAAUACCGCUGGGGGACGGGGAGGACUGCCUCAUGGGGGACUACCCCCCCUGCCCGCCCCGCCACGCCUCCCCGGGCUCCAGCCCCACGCUGCACGACCUUUCCCCGGCGGCGGCGGCGGCGUACAGCAAGUGCCUCCCCAACAGCCCCGCCCCGGCGGCCCCGCCCAGCUCCAUGGCGUCCACCAUCCAGGAGAACCCGGGCCGCCCGUCCACCGCCACGGGCCACCCGUCCUCCCCGGACCACGGCUCCUCCCCCUCUGCCCUGGCGCCGCUCCACGCCCAGGGCAGCCCCCACGCGGGCUACCACCCGGGCUACGCCAACAGCUGCAGCAGCGCCUCGUCCUCCUCCGGGUCCCAGCCCUCCACCCCGUGCGGGGACAGCCCCUUCAUGCAGGCCUACAGCCCCGUCCAGGGCCAGCAGCAAGCGGCGGCCGGGACGACCCAGGCCAAGGGCGGCUCGCCCGGCCUGCUGCGGGACGACGAUGCCAGCCCCCCCGCCCCGGCCAUCACCGUCAAACAGGAGCCCCAGGAGCUGGACCAGAUGUACCUGGACGAUGUUAACGAGAUCAUCAGAAACGACCUCUCCUGCAUCUCAGUGCACGCUCACGCAUAGACGUCCAGACGUCCAGAGGCAGCACUGUGCCCAGCAGGCUGAGAUCUCACUCCUCCUCAAAACACUGCCUCACAGCAUCCUCUCCAUGAAGAAAAAGAAAGAAGAAGAAAGAAAUGAUCGAAGAAGAUCUUUCACGUGACCGCAAUGACCAUCAGCUCCACAGAACUCAGUCCGGGUAACAGCCCUUGACCAGGGAUUGCAGGUGAAUGUUUUAAAACUCGUGUCAUAUCAGGUUCUGAAACAUAUGACGACACAUGCCUUAAUCCACAACAAGCACUCCUUACUGGACCAAAACAAGCUCAGUCUGAAUAUACAAAAAUAGAGUAAAAUGACAAUCUCAACAAAUGACGUUCUCCGUUAUACGGGUGAUUCAUUGAACGUAUGCUAAUGCAUGGAAUACAAUAGUGAGAAAUCUGUUUUGUGAGUCCAAGUUUUGGUUUAUUUGCCUGUGCAGUCCAACCAUACCAUUCCAAGUGGUGCCUUAUAAAAAGAAUAUUUUGUUGCAACAAAAAUCUGCAAACACAAUUCAAUGCAAUCGUUUGUUAUCUAUCUUAAUAGCCCUCCUUUGGUUGUAUACAUGUGAAAUAUUGUCAUUUCAAUCAUUUGUUUACAGGGAAAAAAACAAAGGAAAUAUGGAGGGAAUAUUUGAAAAGCUUAUUAAUGUAUUUUUUUUCCUUUGUUUUAAUAUUAUUAUCCGAUGUAAUGUUCAAUAUACUGAAUGUCAUGUAUGUUUUUGUAUAAUCAUAUAUCUGAAAUGUACUUACAUAUGCCUUAUUCUUAUAUUAUGCAGUUUUCUAUUUAGCUUUUGGUGUUUGCGUCAUUGCUAUUUUAUCUCUCUGCUAUUCAUUUUCAUUUUUACACUUUUCACCUCUGUGCCUAUUUCUAUUGCCCUGCCCUAGUCUUCCACUUCACUAUAAAUAAGACAUAUAAAUACUUUAGACAAUCCUAAACAAUUGUACAUAUCUAUCAACAGUUGACCAACAAAUUCUUAUAAGGAUGCAGCUAUCCAAAAGUAAUGUUAUGCAUAAAGUUUUUCAAUUUCUUUGAGAGUGCUCCUCAAAAUGUAUUUUAAUAUCCCUUGCACUGCAGGAUUUUAGGUAACAAAUGUCCAUCAAUAACUUUGAGGCAUUGUGUGUUUUUUUAAUUUUUGUAUGAUAAAUCUGUGAAGUUGAGACAAAUUCUGCUUAUAAUGGGCAAUAACUGAACUGUUCAUAUCAAUUUUUUUUUUUUUAUGCAAUAAAAACUGCCGAUGUGGUAUUUGUUACUUAAAGUGUAACAAUGCUUAGUAAAUUACUGUGGGAGUUGAAUAAACCUGCACUUUAACAUUCUUUUCAAGACCAAAUAUUUUAGAUUUAUUCACUUUCAAUGUAACAAGUAAAAAGUUCAAUUGAACUAAUCAAACAUUUCUUCCAAAGAGCUCUCCUCUUUUCAAGUAACGUGUUUAGUUGUCUUUCUUUGAGCAUGCACACAUUUAAAAUAUGAGGAUCAUUUAGCUGAUAAUAGCUAACCAUAUAGCUUCCUAAUACAUUUGAAACAUAUAAAUAUCAGCAUGGCUAAAUUGUAUGUAUACUGUUUUUAUUGUGUGCCUUAUUGUUCUUUCUCAGCUUCGAUACUAUAGCAUCUCUUUUUUUAUAUGUAGGCACUACGUGAAACAUGUGUCUUUGAAAAAGUAAUAUUUAUGAAAAAUAAA
This is a messenger RNA of Gadus chalcogrammus (walleye pollock), 4816 nucleotides long. RefSeq names its product nuclear factor of activated T-cells, cytoplasmic 1-like. Gene Ontology annotation, biological process: calcineurin-NFAT signaling cascade; cytokine production; regulation of transcription by RNA polymerase II. The record is from RefSeq and is a predicted model, not a curated record. Gene Ontology annotation, cellular component: transcription regulator complex. Gene Ontology annotation, molecular function: RNA polymerase II cis-regulatory region sequence-specific DNA binding; DNA-binding transcription factor activity, RNA polymerase II-specific; transcription factor binding. The transcript is spliced from 11 exons. NCBI's taxonomy places the organism in Eukaryota, Metazoa, Chordata, Actinopteri, Gadiformes, Gadidae. Bases 322 to 3126 code for a protein of 934 amino acids.